GGAGGCCGCUUCAGCUGCGCGCUAAAGAGGCCUGAGGAGACCUGUGCGCGCGGCCGCUUCGCAGGGCAGCCCGAAGCGACUUACAUCCAACCAACCAGAGAGACAAAAAUCAUCGAUAGAUAUAGAUACGUAGACUGGUGAGAAACAGCAGCAAUGCAGGCAUUUCUGAAAGGACCAUCUUCAAUCAGCACUAAACCACCACCUACCAAAGAUCGGGGAACAGCUGCCACUGCAGGAGGCAGUGGGGAGGGCAAAAGGGUCAGAGCUAUUCCUUGGGUGGAAAAAUACCGCCCAAAAUGCAUGGAUGAAGUUGCAUUUCAAGAAGAAGUUGUUGCAGUGCUGAAGAAAACCUUACAAGGAGCUGACCUUCCCAAUCUCUUGUUCUAUGGCCCACCUGGAACUGGAAAAACAUCCACUAUUUUGGCAGCAGCCAGAGAACUCUUUGGACCCGAACUGUUCCGGCAGAGAGUCCUCGAGCUGAAUGCAUCCGAUGAACGUGGAAUUCAAGUCAUUCGCGAGAAAGUGAAGAGCUUUGCUCAGCUAACAGUGUCGGGAAGUCGUUCAGAUGGCAGGCCGUGUCCCCCGUUUAAGAUUAUAAUCUUGGACGAAGCGGAUUCUAUGACCUCAGCAGCCCAGGCAGCUUUACGGCGCACCAUGGAGAGAGAAUCCAAGACAACACGCUUCUGCCUUAUUUGUAAUUACAUCAGCAGGAUAAUUGAACCCAUAACAUCCCGAUGCUCCAAAUUUCGUUUCAAGCCCCUUUCAGACAAAAUCCAGAAACAGAGACUUCUAGACAUUGCUGAAAAGGAGAAUGUGACAGUCAGCAGUGAGGGCGUCUCUUACCUUGUCCAUGCAUCAGAAGGGGACUUGAGAAAAGCAAUCACACUUCUUCAAAGCGCUACACGAUUAACAGGCGGGAAAGAGGUCACUGAGAAAGUUGUCACUGAAAUUGCAGGGAUUGUCCCUCAAGGAAUUUUAGAUGGUCUACUAACCGCAUGUCAGAGUGGUUCAUUUGAAAAACUGGAAGCUGCAACAAAGAAUCUGAUCAAUGAAGGUUAUGCAGCUACUCAGUUUAUAAACCAGCUUCAUGAUACCAUUAUUGAGAGGAAGGAUCUCAGUGACAAGCAGAAAUCUGUUAUUGCAGAGAAGCUUGCUGAGACAGACAAGUGCUUGGCAGAUGGGUCUGAUGAAUUCUUGCAGUUGAUUAGCCUCUGUGCGGUGGUGAUGCAGCAGCUAGUUCAAAAUAACUAACAGCACGGCAAAAUAUUUUCCUUUUGAUUACUUCAUCCUAUUUGCAGCUAU
This is a messenger RNA of Lacerta agilis (Sand lizard), 1302 nucleotides long. RefSeq names its product replication factor C subunit 4 (gene RFC4). NCBI's taxonomy places the organism in Eukaryota, Metazoa, Chordata, Lepidosauria, Squamata, Lacertidae. Gene Ontology annotation, cellular component: DNA replication factor C complex; nucleus. The transcript has 12 exons. The record is from RefSeq and is a predicted model, not a curated record. Gene Ontology annotation, biological process: DNA-templated DNA replication; DNA repair. The coding region runs from base 154 to 1251 and encodes 365 amino acids. Gene Ontology annotation, molecular function: DNA clamp loader activity; ATP hydrolysis activity; ATP binding.